Messenger RNA from Myxozyma melibiosi, 7455 nucleotides. RefSeq lists its product as uncharacterized. The coding region runs from base 385 to 7365 and encodes 2326 amino acids. Lineage: Eukaryota; Fungi; Ascomycota; Lipomycetes; Lipomycetales; Lipomycetaceae. Gene Ontology annotation, biological process: nucleotide-excision repair. Gene Ontology annotation, molecular function: ATP-dependent chromatin remodeler activity; ATP binding; methyltransferase activity. The record is from RefSeq and is a predicted model, not a curated record. Gene Ontology annotation, cellular component: nucleus. The transcript has 6 exons.
GUCAUUCAUAUUUCUUACAAGUUAUUUCGUAUUUUAAAAACAAAAAACAGUCUCAAAUCAACCAGCAGCGCAAAUAAGCCAAACCGGGUAUUCAGAGUGCGACGCGUCGAGAAGCCACAACAUUGCGCACUUCUGCAGCCGAGCUCGAGGCUUCCAGACUCAGAACAGCUGCGAGAUUGCUGUUCUCCUAUCGACGCACGCGCAGAGCUGCUUUAGAGACCUGUUUUUGAGCUGAUUGAGUCUGGAGCUGUGGUGAUUGAGCGCUGCUGAGUCUUGAUCUUCUAUUACUUUUGUGUUUGGAAAGAAGUGCAGUGGAAUUGUCUGCGGGAGAGAGAUUAGCACGCGUGUCUACUUCACCUCAUCCAUCUCAUUCCAUCACCACCAAUGGCCCGAUCCAAAACCGAAAGCAAAAAACUCUCAGCCGACGCGCAUCUCGACCGCUGGCUGCGACUCAGUCCCGAUCCCGACAAACGCCGCCGAUCGUCGUCCCGGUUGCGCGGGAACGAACCGCAUGACGAGACGACGACGGAGCCGCAGCGCAUUAACAAGCUGGUGUUGAAUGAGAAGAAUGAGUUUGUUUUGAGGGCGUUUGACGAUUUGGUUGUUGCGUCGGUCAAAUUGAGGUCGGCGGCGGAUGGCGAGAAGGUGCAGGCUCGGCGGGGGACAAUGCAGCGGGUGCGCGUGUUGACUUAUGAUGAGGAUAGCAAGAGUUACUCGUUGAAGAUGAUGGAGAAGGAGAUCGUGCGCAGGAUCACUCUAAACUCCGCUGCAGACGCACUCACGAUCAACGGCAACUCGACACCAGACGCACCGCCCGCCCACUCGUCGACCGUAACCACGACAAUCCGCAAACCUCGCGCCAAAAAAACCCGGUCUUCAACUACUACAGCUCUCGACAAAUCCUCAUCGUCUACUCCUCCCACCAUUGACUCAAACACCACUGGAACCUCACCUGCUCCCGACGAAGACGACCUCUAUCUCUGGUCGCAUGCCGGACAACUCUUUGACGAGGCUUCUACUCGUGUAAAGUCAGCACGAGGGAUCACUCCAUCUACUAGCACGGAGAAAACAUCAUAUGACAGCGACGACGCGUUCGAAGAACCAAUAGUCGUACCUGCCCCUCCGUCUCGAAGCCGACGGUCUGCGGCAGCAAGGGCUUCGAUCAGCAUUCAAAACUCAUCAGCGUUCUACGUCAGCAGCAGCAGCGAGGCCGAGGAUGAGGAUACCGCGCACUCAGGUUCCAAACGGUCGAAAAAGCAAAAGUCAUCAUCUAAACCCAAGCGAGCGAGAAAGCACGAGGAGGAAGACUCGGAUUUCGAUGAGAUCCAGCUCUCGGCGCUCGCGGAUGACGACGACUAUUUGCUUGAUGAGCUGGUCGAUAGUGAUGAGGAGAGCGGGAUUUUUGGGGAGGAGGACGAGUACGACUCUGAUGUUGUAGCCGAAGUUUCCGCAAAGGCCGCAGCACGCAAGAGCAGAGCUUCGCUGUCCGGAAAACCGACGCCCAAAGCGGCAGAGUAUACGAACGAGUUCCUCACGCGCAAGGGUCAGUCAGUCGAAGACUCUGAAGACCCUCCGAUCAGCAGUAUCUACGACAUGUUCAAAGACCUCGUCUCGCGAUACCCCGAGAUCCACAAAAUCACAGAGCAGCUCGCCGGUCGUAAACUCCGCGUUGCGACAAUGUGCUCGGGCACAGAGUCGCCGCUGCUGGCGCUGCGGAUGAUUGCGCGGACGGCGAAGCAGAAGAUGGGCCUCGAUCUCGAGUUUGACCACGCGUUUUCGUGCGAGAUUGAGCCGUUCAAGCAGGCUUAUAUUGAGCGGAAUUUUAAACCGCCUGUGUUGUUUAGAGAUGUUGUCGAGCUUGGAGAGGACGAAGCAAUGACCGCCUAUGGAUCGAUGGUCACCGUCCCGGGCGACAUCGAUAUCCUGAUCGCCGGAACAUCGUGCGUCGACUUCUCCACUCUCAACAAUCUGAAAAAGACGCUCGAAGACCAAGGAGAGUCCGGCAGAACCUACCGAGGCAUGUGUCGCUACGUCACCAAGCACAAUCCCACGAUCGUCGUCCUCGAGAACGUAUGCGGCGCUCCUUGGACAGAUAUCGUUGGUCAUUUCGAGGAAAUGGGCUAUGAUGCCCAGAGCGUCAAGCUUGAUUCGAAAGACUACUACAUCCCCCACACCCGUAACCGCGUCUAUCUCUGUGCGUUCAAAAAGGGACAUAGCGGUCUUGCAAACGAAUGGGCCAAGAAAGUACAGAGUCUGAAACGCCCCGCCUCAAGCUCGUUUGAAGCUUUCAUGCUUCACAGCGACGACCCGCGCGUUCUGGCCGUCCGAACAAAGAUGGCAAAAGAGAAUAUGGGUCCUACCCGAGGCCGCAUUGACUGGGAUCGCUGCGAACAACGCCAUUCAAAGGCACGGUAUAAAGAGCAGCUCGGCUUCAAGCGACCGUUCACGUCGUGGGACGAGAGCGGGUCUUGUCAGUUUGUUGAUACGUGGUGGAAGGAGUUUGGAGCGAAUCAGGUUAACCGGGUUCGCGAUCUUAUCGAUAUCACGUUCUUGAGAGCCGCGCAGGCUGACGUCGAUCCUGCAUUCAAAGCUGAGAUUUGGAACCUUUCCCAGAACGUCGAUCGAACUAUUUCCGCCCGUAUAACCGGCAUAGCCGCCUGCAUUACGCCCUCGACAAUCGCCUUCAUCACGAACCGCGGAGGACCAAUGAUCGGUCUUGAGGCACUCUCAAUGCAAGGCCUUCCUAUAGACGAACUCUACCUCACGCGCGAAACAGAGGACAACCUCUUCGAUCUGGCGGGAAACGCAAUGACGACAAUAGUAGUCGGCACAUGCAUUCUCACCGCGCUCACGCUGGGCUCUAAACUUCUAGUCAAGGAAUACGCGAAUCCGCUGUCAAACAAGCGAAUUGGCGAUGACGACGACGAGAGGAUCCCGCGCCCGAUUUUCAUCGGCCAGGAUAGACUCGCGCGGUCGGCCAUCGAUUUUGCCGAUUUCGAGGAUCGCACGUUUGCUGAGCUUGUAGAACUUUGCAAAAAGUCCAGACGCAUGUGCAUCUGCGAAGGACGGCACGCGAUAUCCUCCAGUCCGAUCCAAGUCUGCGAGAAGUGCGGGUUUUCUUCCUGCACUGCUUGUGGAGGCAAACCCGAGCAUUUAUAUAAGAUUGUCGACACUUCUGACCGUUUACCGCCAAGAGAGGUCGAGAAAAUGAUCAAAGACUCGCUUCCGAUGCGUAUCGUUGUCGAUGGUAUCGACGCAGACGGUUUGGAUAGUCUCAUCCCGGAAGGCGUGAAAGUCGAUGAUGCUCUGUGGACCGCGUAUAAAACGAGCACAACCAAGGCUAUCAGCUCUGAGCUCCGCUUUACCGACAUUCGCCGACAAGACAUUUGGAUCGUCACUUUUUCCUCUCUUGCUGCAAAGGCCGAGCUCAGUCUCGGCCCGGAUCCAGAAUGGCUUCUAUACGCCAUCCCGGACAAGAACGAGCCUGCGAAUAGUAAGAUUAGGUCGAUGCUGGAAAGCCCGAUUGCACGAAUGAAGCUCAAUAACUGGAAAACCCAAGAGGAUGAUCAGUGGGAGUUGCAUUUACCCGUCUUCACGUCAUUCACCGUCGUUAUCGACGGGAACGAGGUCGAUGGCGAGCAGCGUACAGUUCCGGCAUGGCAGGACCGUCUCGGUCUGCAGGGGAAGUAUGCGGGCAUGCAGCAGUAUGAGAGUCUUCGAGUUGAAGCUGUGCCUGUUUCCAAGUACAUGGAGGAUAUCUCUGGGGUGUACCAUGCUCUCCCAAAAUGCGGGACAGCAAAAGAUCAGCUCUACAAGAGUGAGAGCGGGAUCAGUCUGUUUUUCGAUCCCUCGCGGUGCCGGAAUCCUACCCUAGAUCACGCCGUCUUUGCUCGCGAUAAUCGCCGGCUUGAAUACCAGGAAUCGAGGAUUACUAUUGCCAAGCUGAGUCCUGAGUGGCAUCCGUACACCGAUAACGAUAACGUCAACGUUGAGGCGACCAUGAGCGGCCUCUGGAUUCCCGUCCCCGGCUCGACCAUCGCUCCGCAUCGUCCUCCAAAGGCUCCUGUUGUGAUGCAGCCAAGCGAUAAAGAUAGCCUCGCGGUAGAUCACGAAAACUGCGAGCACUCGACCACGCUGCUCUACGCUGAGAUUCCUCGGGAUGACGAGAGUGUGAAAGUCGCCGAGAUUGACGAAGAGCUUUGGGAAAAGGCUGCGACGGGAGACUGGUUCGUGGUCGAUAAUAUCCAUGCCCGUGGCGUGUUCAAGGACUUGAGAUGGAUAACCGAGCGUGCGCGCAAGAUGCCGAUGAUGCAAACAUGGUCGGUAGUCGAGACCGCGGCCGAAAGCAAGCACUGCGACCGGUGUGCACCGCUCGUACCCACAUUCCAGCUCGUCAGCGGACAAAAGGGAAUAAUAAUCCAAGAAGAUAUCGGCCAGGCAAGCAAGUUUGAGUACGCGCUCAAACGCCGUCCGGAGCCGUUCACGACCGAGAUCAAGAUCGAUGCGGAUAACGCGAUGAUGAGGAUCGGGCUCAACUGCGGCGCGCUCCUGCACCGCGGUGUCGCGCGGUUCCCGCCCUCGAUGAACCCGACUUCGGCUCUGAAGCUCUCGUGGAGGAUUGAUACCGAGUUUGAGGCGUUGCAGGUUCUUCCGCAGUGCAAGUUUGUGCUGCAGUCGAAUAGAGAGGAUACGCCGUGCGCGCAGCCGCCUGUAUGGAAUCCGCGAAACAAGCUUCGGCCUGAGCAACUUCGGUCGUUGGCGUGGAUGAAUUAUAUGGAGACCGAGGCAGCAGGCACGUUCACUGAGGAGGAAAUCGUGGAGUGCAUUCUUGAGCCGAUCGGAUGGCGCGCAGAGGGAAAGGUCGAGAGAGAAGUGACUGUGCGCGGCGGCGUUUUGGCGGACGAGGUUGGGUAUGGCAAGACUGCGAUCUCGAUUGGUUUGAUUAGUUGCACCCAGGAUGCUGCAGCUGCGGAUGAGAGGGUGACGAGCCCUGAGAGGCGGGUUGUUGAUGGCCAGAUUCAGAUCAAGGCGACCUUGAUUCUGAUUCCUGGACAUCUAAUUCAGCAAUGGGUAGCAGAGUUUCAAAAGUUCACGUUUAAUGAAUUCGACAUCAUCCAGCUCAGUGGGCUAAACUCACUGAACAAGUACUCGAUUGAGGAUUUCAUGAAGACCGACGUCAUCGUUGCCGCGUCGUCAAUAUUCGAUUCAGUCAACUAUCACCUGAACCUAGCCUGCCUUGCGGGCGUGCCCUCGAUCCCUGUUACCAAGAACGGCAGCCGCGAGUUUGCGUUCCGGUACGAGCGCGCGUUGGAGAUUUUAAAGACACAAACUGAGAUCUUGGUUAAAGACGGCGCGACUGCGAUGCUGGAUCACGCGCGCAAGUCGUUUGAAGAGACUUUGAAAGACGAGGUGACGUCGAUUGAAAAUUCAAAGAGACUGAAAGGAGCUAAGCUUCAGCAACGGAACUCAAAGAGUGGCUCCAAGAAAAAGGAUCUGAACAAGGAACGUGCCCAGAGGUUAGUGCAGGAUCCAUUCUGUCUCAAGUCGCAAGCGACGAAGAGGGAUUGGAAAAAGAUGAAGGCUCCGUUGUUUGAGAUGUUUAGGUUCAACCGGGUUAUCAUUGAUGAGUACACGUAUCUCGACGGUGCGGUUCUUGAGAUGAUUCAGCAUAUCUCAGCUGAGAAGAGGUGGAUUUUGUCUGGAACUCCGCCGUUGUCGGAUUUUUCUUCGGUUAAGAGCAUUGCUUCGUUUUUGGGCAUACAUCUUGGUAUUGAUGACGAUAACGAAGGAAACUCUGAUACUAUGAAGAAGCGCAAGCGAGAUCAGACGGCGGUGGAAAGAUUCCACUCGUAUCGAGAGAUGAGAUCUCUGAACUGGCACGCGCACCGGAACCAAAUCGCGCAGGCAUUUCUCACAAAAUACGCGCGGCAAAAUACGGCUGAUAUCGAUGAAAUUUUAAAGACGGAGAAACUGAAGAUGGUCAGUCUGACCAUGGCCGAAGGCGCAAUCUAUCUCGAACUGAAGCAUUUCCUCCAACUCCUAGACAUGCGGAUGAAGAAGCGCCAGAAAGGCGACUCUGAUCGCGAGCAGAGGCUUAAUCAGUCUCUCGGCGACUCUGCGACUGCUGAAGAAGCGCUGCUGAAGUGCGCGUCUCACUUCGAUCUGAAGGUUUAUCUUGGGGAUGACUAUCAGCAGCAGGAAAGCAAGAAAGAUAUCGGUGAGUGUGAGAGUAUUGUGGUUAUUCGAAAACGCCAGCUUGAUGAGUGCAAGCGGGAUUUGUAUCGCGAGUGUGUGAAGGCAGAGGAGAUGGUUUAUGCGCUGAUGAAGUUCCACCACCGGAGUCCGGAUAAGUAUAUGACUUGGAAGCAGAGGCUUGGGUCGUUGGGGGACGCAACAGUCGCGAUCAAGAUCGAGAACAUUGUCGAGGAAGCAAAGCGGGCAGCUGCGAAGAAGAUGGAGCAGUACAAGCGUGGUUCGGCUGCAAGUGCGGACAUUGAGCUUCCGGUGGACGAGCUUGAGUUUGUGCUCGAUGAGCGCGUGCACCUGAUUCAUCGACUAGCCAAAGAGUAUCUGCAGCGGAAGCGGGCAUUGAUGUAUUUCGAAAACCUGUUGACCGUGAUGGCGUCCGGUGAUGUCGAAGUCACAUGUCUGGGGUGCGACCGAAAGAUCAAGGAUCGCAGUCAGAUCACUAUAAUCUCAUCAUGUGGACACAUGGGAUGUUCAGACUGCGUCUCGGCGGCGGCUAUGAGGGAAGAGUGUUUUAUAGGCGAGGGCUGUGCUUCGCUGACAAACAGAAACAAUACAGUCAUGGCGGACACUAUUGGCGCCAAAGAUCGCCUGGUGAGUUCAGAAAACCAGAUCUUUGGCUCAAAGAUGGAGGAUCUCGCUGAUUUGAUCGAGUCUGAGAUCCCAGCCGACGACAGGGUGUUGCUGUUUGUACAGUUCGAGGCUUUGAUGGAGACUGCAAAGUUGUUGCUGGAGGAUCGUGGGAUCGACUUUAUGGUGAUUUCGGGAUCGGCGCAUAACCGAAGUAAGCAGCUCGAGCAGUUUCAGCAGGUGGAGAGCACGUGCAAAGUUUUGCUUUUGAACGUUGCCGAUGAGAGCGCGAGUGGAGCAAACCUCACGGUCGCCAACCACAUUAUAUUCCUGUCUCCGCUAUUGAGCAACACUGUCGACUCCUACCGUGCGCGGGAGACCCAAGCGAUUGGACGAGCGGUGCGGUAUGGCCAGACUAAAGAGGUGAAGAUCUGGAGGUUCUUCACGCGAGACACUAUCGAUACCGAGUUGUUUGAGAAUAUGACUGGCAGGAAAGUGCUCGAGGAGAUAGUAGAGGGUAUGGAGAGUGAUCGAGAUGUGUAUUGCUAGAGCUGGUAUGAUAUUUGAAAUGUAGAGAAGAAAUAUACACAAUUGAUAUAUAGUCGCUUCUGUCUCUUUAAGGCAAUAGUCAAAACAGGC